Molecule: messenger RNA, 1337 nt
Organism: Eruca vesicaria subsp. sativa (arugula)
Lineage: Eukaryota; Viridiplantae; Streptophyta; Magnoliopsida; Brassicales; Brassicaceae
Source: the annotation of a GenBank genome assembly
GCGAGAGGCGACGUUUGGCGUCUCCUACUCGCCUGAUUGUAUAUUCUUCGAUGAUUCUCUUCCACUUCCACUUCACCAUCACCGUUUCUGAUUCUGCAAUUCUUUCGCCUUAUUCAUCUGCAACCUCGACCCAUACCAUUUCAUCUACAAAACCAUUCUAUAACUGCUUCUUAAUAAAGCGAAAUCAAUCCCUUCAGACCUGUUUGAUUCUCUAUCGUUUUAUCUUUGUUAAUCUGAUGUUUUGGAAUCACUUUUACAGUAGGUUAGGUUUGGUCAAAGACAUAGCUAAUGCUUGCUGCGUGACUGAUGAAGACAGCCAUGGCGGUCACCGAGGAAGGGAAGAUCAGGCAAAAAGGAAUAUCUCUGGAAAACGCCACUACAAUGAUCUCUAGAUUGACGGUUCACUUUCUAUUGAUAACCUUUCAAAUAUUUACUUUGUGUUGACCUGAGGCCUUCAUUUGGCUUACCCUCCAUGUCUUUAAGUUUAUUUCCAGAUGAUUCUACUUUCACUAUUAGUUGCAGAGAUUUUGCAGAUAAUAAAGUCACUGAGUUGGAUCCUACAUUGGCAAGAUUUUACCUCCAAAAGGGUACUGAAGCUAGAAGAAUAUACUAUUGCAGUACUGCUAAAACAACACCAAAUGAUAACGAAGUUUAAGAGAAUGAUAGAUGCAUUCAAUCUUCGCAUUGCAGUUCUUUCAGUGAGUGUCAACAUCCAGAUGAGAAACAGAGGAUGUAACUUAGCAGAGAACUGGUUUAGCUCCAAAAUAGAUCAAGUUUUGAGAAUACAUAAGAAGGCAGAACACGAAAGUGCUGAUAACUGUGCACUCAAGGAAGAGAAUGAUAUGAUUUGUUGCGAAAAAAUUGACAUGCGAGAAGCUGACAAACACACCAUUUGCCACAACUGUAGUGAUGCUCAUGUUCAUGAAGACUCUUACUUUGAUGAACAGAAGCUUUGAAUCUAAAAUGCUUAGAAAAGAGCUCGAGAGGUUUCAAGCUUUGCAGCUAGAUUCAUGGGGAGGUCACUUUCUCAUCUCCCUUCGUAUGUCCAUGUCAGCAAUAAUUUUUUGUAGACUCUCCUGUCAAGAAGCCAAGAAUGAUACCUCGGGUAGCAGACUUAGCCAAAAGACGACGUCAGUAAGGGUUUUAUUCCCCUUAAUGUGAAAAAUGUUAAUAGUUGUAAACGCUGGCAAAAUCCAAAAACUGAUACCACCUUCCUACUUUAAGAAAAUGAUUUUACAUAGUCACACAAGAUCUAUUACACAACUCUACAUAUAAUCAUAUUACAAAUCUUCAAAGGAAAAAUACUAAAAAAUAUUGUCUCAUUAAUAAAUUCGAGA